AUGCUAGGAGGCAACAUCCAACUGAUUCUGUGCUCUGUGUUGACUUGGACAAAGGCUACCCUCUUCCAGACAUACUAUACUGCAGAUACUGACUUAGAUGACAAAGUAUUUUAUGAUUCUCUUCUAUCAGCACAUGAGUCUGACUCUCUAACUUUAUGUUCCACUAUGUGUGGUGAAAACUGUAAUUGUCUUGGCUACAACUCCCAGAGAAAGAGGUGUCGUCUUUAUAAAUCAUGUGAUUCUGUGAAUGUAACAGAUUAUGAAGCGGGCUGGACGUAUUACAGAUCAGUGUUGAAAGGAGAGGGUUGGCUGUUAUACAGAACACAUCAUUACUUACUUAUCAAGAAUAGAAACACAUGGCACAACGCAAAGAAAGAGUGUGAAAAGCUAGGGGCCUACUUGGUUACCAUAGAGACAGAGGAAGAAAAUUCAUGGCUAACAGAAAUGUUUCUGCCAGCCUGGGAUCCUGGGCAUACAAAAGGACCCCGAAAACUGCAGAGGUGGGAUCAGGUGCCUAGAAAGAGUAAGCAAGUGGAAUGCAGUCCAUGGUGGGAUUGUUGUUCACAUUGGAUUGGUGCAAACGAUAUUGCCCAGGAGGGGAGAUUCGUCUGGACAGAAACCAACCGUGACGUCACUUCUUACUCCAACUGGCAUCCAAUGGAGCCUGAUGACAGCGGGGGACAGGAUUGUGUCCAUAUAUGUCGUCAAGGGGUUUGGGGGGAUACCCCGUGUGGCGAAGUGUAUUCAUACAUUUGUGAAAAAGAUUAA
Molecule: messenger RNA, 768 nt
Organism: Saccostrea echinata
Lineage: Eukaryota; Metazoa; Mollusca; Bivalvia; Ostreida; Ostreidae
Exons: 5
Coding region: 1-768 (255 amino acids)
Source: RefSeq, a predicted model, not a curated record